Messenger RNA from Erythranthe guttata (spotted monkey flower), 2309 nucleotides. Lineage: Eukaryota; Viridiplantae; Streptophyta; Magnoliopsida; Lamiales; Phrymaceae. The record is from RefSeq and is a predicted model, not a curated record.
UCUGGUCCGGCUGUUCUUGUCUGGCGGUAACCCCGAAAACAAUAGCUUAAACGACAGCGUUUCGUACCGAAUACCGAUUGCGCCCCCUCGCCCCCUCUCUCAGAUCGCCGCCUCUCUCGUUCUCUCUGUAUUCGAUUUGUCUGAACCAGCAGCGCCUAAGUCAUCUGCAUUCUGCAUACACUUGAUCUCAUCUUUUGAAGAUGAAUAUGCAGCAAGUUGCGCAGCCCAGAUCUUCCUCUUCUUCAUCUUCUUCGUCUAAUGGAUAUGGCCGCCGUAAAGUUGAAAAAGAUGCUGCGACUAGGUCCGAUAAUAAGUCUCAGGGCGGUAAAACAAAUUAUAGCAGGACUAAUUUUGUAGGGGGGCUUGAAUCACCUUCACGUGACCGAUUAAUGUAUUUGACUACAUGUCUCAUCGGGCAUCAAGUGGAAGUCCAGGUCCUGGAUGGAUCUAUAUUUUCUGGAAUAUUUCACGCGACAAAUGCAGAGGAUUUUGGAAUUGUUUUGAAAAUGGCUCACUUACUUAAAGAUGGUUCUCGAGGACAGAAAAGUAUUUUGGACUUUCCUAGCAAGCCUCCUGCUAAAACUUUUAUCAUACCAGCUAAGGAUCUUGUACAAGUGAUAGCAAAGGGAGUGCCUGUAACUAGGGAUGGCCUGACAAACGAGCUCCAACAUGAAAAGCAGCAAGAGAUUAUGACAGAUUCGUACAUAUCACAGUCCCGUCAUGUAGAUGCGGGGAGAGAAUUGGAGCCUUGGAUGCCUGAUGAAAAUGAUCCUAGUUGUGCUGGAUUGGAUGACAUAUUCAACAACCCUUGGAAUAGAGGCUGGGAUCAGUUCGAAGCAAAUGCGGCUUUGUUUGGAGUGACGAGCACCUUCAACGAGGAACUUUACACAACAAAGCUCGAGAGAGGCCCUCAGACGAGAGAAUUGGAAAGAGAAGCUAUGCGGAUUGCUAGAGAGAUUGAGGGCGAGGAAACCCGUGAUCUUCAUUUAGCAGAGGAGAGAGGUAUGCAACUUGAUGGAGAUCUUGAAGUUGAUGAAGAAACACGAUUUUCUUCAGUGUACCGGGGAAUAGUUGAUGACAGUGGAUAUGACGAGAUUGAGAACAUCUUGUUAGAUUCCCGAAAUGAUGAAACAUUUGGAGGUGUCUCCAGUUCUGUUAUUGGCAAACCUCUGACAGACACGAGUAUCAGGAAAACUAGUGAUGGAACUCAAACGUCCUCCAGAUUUCUAUCAAUGGGCGACGUGCAGUCUUCUUUGACUGCUUUGGUCAGGGAUAGCUAUCAUUCAGGUUCUAUUAAUCAUGGUCCACAGCUGCCAACUGAACAGCUUCAUAAACAGUCCUCUUUGAUUGAUGCAAGCAGGGUUCAUGAUAACCAAUUUAGUGGAGAUGCCGAAAGUAGUUACUCUAAGGAGGAUAAAGAAAAGCAAUUGGUACUUGAUAAGAGUCGAUCAUCAAAAUCUGAGGAUUCAUUAUUGAGAUUAAAGAAAGAAAGCUCUGAUAAGGUUGCAUUGUCUCCAAAUGCUACAGCAUUCGAUCCAUCACUUAGAUCAUCCAAAGGUCAGGAAAAAGCGAAUUCUUCUAAUGAGCUGCCAGGGGAGCCAAUACCCUCCAAAAUACAAGUGUCCGCAACUAAUCUUGGCCGACCCGGUAGUUCUGCAUCAUCCAGUUCCGACUGUGGAGGCGCUGUUUCAACUUCCGCUACCAGAGGAUUUUCGCCCAGUCCAUCUGUUAGUUCCUUGUCCUCAGAAAAGUCGUCCCUGAAUCCGAAUGCCAAGGAAUUUAAAUUCAAUCCGAAUGCAAAGAGUUUUGUCCCAACUCAGGCAUCUUUGAGACCUUCUUCUCCAGCUCUUGAUAGUCCAUUCUACUAUCCAGCUAAUGUGGCACCUGUGUCUCAGAUGCAUGGAAUGCCUGUUGGUAUUGGGAUGGGGCCUUCGUUUGCUGCACAGCAGCCUCUUAUGUUCAAUCCACAGGGUGGACAAAUGCCACAGCAAUAUUAUCAUCCAAAUGGACCGCAGUAUGGGCAGCAGAUGAUGAUUGGACAGCCUCGACCACCAGUCUUGUACAUGUCUGCCUACCCGCAGGAAAUGCAGUACAAGGGAAGGGAGUAUUGAUCAAUGGUGACAAAGCACGCGAAAAUUGCGUUGACCCGGAGAUGACCGUUGACCUGUGCCCCUAUAGGAUUUAUUCUUUUCUUUUUCUUUUUUCAAGGAUAUGUCAACAUAUAUUAGAAGUUAGUACACUGACCAUUUCCUGUAGUAUCUUUGAUGUUCUAACAUGGAGAUUGCUACAUUUUCUUUUUUUUUUUUUUU